CCUAACAACAGCUGCUGCAGCUGCAAAAGAGAGAGAAAGAGAAAGAUCAGGAGCAGUAGAAGUGACCUGGCCCCUGCAACAGCUUUAACAUGAACGUCUACCUCUUUGUGUAUGACUUAAUGCAAUUCUGUGGACAUUCCUGGAUAUUUACCAAUAUGAUCAUCAGGUUCAUGUCAUUUGGUAAAGAUUCGUUGGCCGACACAUUUUACUCCAUAGGGCUUGUGAUGCGCCUUUGCCAGCUGUUAUCAGUACUGGAGAUCCUACACAUCCUUGUUGGUAUUGAUAAAAGUCGUCUCUUCCCUCGCUUUUUGCAGAGUUUGUGCAGCAGGAUAAUCAAUGCCACCAUAAGAGACCCUAGGUGUGAAAUGGAGCGACCUGAGCAAGAAACUUCUGACCCUGUUGGGGCACUGCAGCCACGGUGGUGCUUCUGGGGCAGCGCAGACGAGAUCACUGAGAGAAUAAUUGUUUUAUUUGUCGUCAUCAACAGUCAGGAAGAAGUGCAAGGGAAAUAUGUCGUGUGUGUUUUAUUUUUCCUCUGGAAUUUAUUAGAUGUGGUCAGGUACACUUACAACAUGCUAGCAAGGACAGGAAUAUACUAUCUACCACUGACAUGGCUCAAUUUCUCACUGUGCAUCCUGCUCUACCCUCUCUCAGUGCUGGCUAAAGCAUUUGCCAUCUGUGUAUCACUGCCCUAUUUUGAAUCCUUUGGCACAUACUCCAUCAAGCUGCCCUUUCCAUUCGCCUUCUCCAUCUACUUCCCCUAUGUUCUGAAAGCGUACUUGCUAGUGCUGUUCAUAGGCAUGUACUUCAUCAUCCAGAAUAUCUUCUCAGAAAGGAAAGCUCACCUAGGGUCAGGCAACAUCAAAAAGAAGAGAAGCUAAGUUGAUAUUUUGUUCGGAAAUAAGGAGUACAUUCUCAGUGGGCUGCAGCCCAUCACAUGUAAAUACAUUACACAAAGAUUUUCAAGGCACAAGUCAUUUACAUGCACAUCAUCUGGCCAUGUGGAAUUUUCAGAAAAUGGAAGUCUCUUUAAGAUAACUCAAAAUGGAGCAGCUCAAAAUCAUUAGUUACCUUUGAAAGUCUUGACUUCAAAGGGCAGCCAUCUUAAAAGUGAAUGCAUUUUUUCUAACAUCUAUUAGAAAACUCUGGAAAAAAAGAAUCAGAAAAAGCACUCCCACCCUCAUUGCACCCACAUGGAUGCAAAUCAGAUACGCAAAUACUGAAUUGGCUGAAACUGGAAUCUCUUAUAGAGCAGAAGCUGGAAAUUUUAUAAUCUGUGAGAUUCAAAUGUGAACUAGCCCCAAGCAUCCACAAAGAAUCCAAACAUUCUGGCCCAGCAUUCCCUUCUCCAAAUAAGAUUCUAGAAGAAAAUGCAACUAAAACCUGAAGGCAAGUGACCAGGUGCUCAUCCACUACGUUUCCAAGGGGAUAUUUAAAGGGCAAAAGUAAAGGUUAUAAUCUUGCUUCCAGCAGACAAUAGGAAGAAUCUCUUCCCCACACCACCUUUUUCCUUCCUUGAACAGGAGACAGGUUAAAAAAAAAAAAAAAAGCAGCAUGAGGUAGUCAGGCCAAGAUAUAUGUUGUCUUGAAAACUGAGUUACUGAGAAAACUUGCCCCUUGUACUUCUAUUUUAUUAUCUGCAAGAGGAAUGCAACCAGAACGCAGCAUCUUUGAGAUGGAGAAUCAAAAGCAGAGCCAGCAACCCAGAGGAUGUGGCAAAGCAGAAAAUGGACUAUAUACUUUGUUUGCACAAAGAACUGCUUAGAGGUAUGCAGGGACUCAUUCUCAUGUUUUUUUAUCAUCUGCCUACGGACUUGAACUCAAAGCAGAAGUGAGGCUGUUCAACUGAGCUUGACUGAAAAGUGGAGUGGGGAAAGGGAAGAUACUAGUUAAUGUGAUUGUGUUCAUUUUCCUUCAUGAAGCAGCUUUUGCCUGUACAACUUUCUAAAUCAUGCAGCUAAAAGGGUGUCCAGACUGUUGUAAUAAGCAAAAAGCGCGGCUGUUCCUGAUCAGCUCAGUUAUUAUGAAAGGUCACAAAUUACUACUUUUAUUGAGUGUACCUGGUAGAUAUUGUGCCUGUAAACUGUUGAUGCCAUUGAAGUAUUCCGGAAACAACUAAUGGGGUCACUGCAUGUAACAGUAUAGGGGCCACCUUUGAUUUUUUAAAAGUAGCUCAGAGGGAGGUAGGAAUUUGGACCUUCUUAGAGAAACAGAAAUACUUCCACUUUGGACUAGUGACCUAAACUGAUAUGGUGCUCACAGCUUGGAUGAAGAAAAGUAUAAAGAAGGUGAAUAGGAUGCCAGCUUCAUAGAAGAGAGCCAGAACAAGAAGAGUUCAUAAUCAAACCAUUAUGAACACACUAAAGGUGGAAAAUGGACUUUUUUCCCCUUCAGCAAUUUGAUCCAACUUGUCAUAAUAUUGUCCGUAGUUAAGAUACCCUGGAUGAGGAAACACAAUAUCUGAUAUUAAGACUUUUAAAAACUAUAUAUAUACUUAAAACAAUAAAGAUUUAGGAUGGCUUGCUCUUCCUUUGCACUGAUUCUUAAAGCUGGCUAAAAGGCUUGAACAAUAGGAGGAGUCUUUAAAAUUUAUGAGGGGGAGGAGUUCCAAACCUAAACUGCAGGAAACAAGUAAGUUACUUAGAGAAGACUUCCCUCCAGCUUCUUGUGCAGAGGUGACUUGGAGCCGGCACUGGUGAGAUUCAAGGAAUCAGCCUUCCAUGACCAUUUACAGCAGGCCACCGUAACUUUGGCUCUAAAGCCUUAUCUUAGUUUCUGGGAAAACUCAAGGAUGGAUAGGUAGAAAGAUAUCUUACCUUGCCACCUGUGGGAACUUAAAUCUUAGAUCAAAACUUGAAUCAGUCUAAAAUCCCAGCAAACCUGUAUUGCCAUUUAUGUCAUCUGAUGUUGGAAUCAAAUAAACAUU
This is a messenger RNA of Struthio camelus australis, 2926 nucleotides long. It is a transcript of the gene HACD4, whose product is annotated as 3-hydroxyacyl-CoA dehydratase 4. Gene Ontology annotation, cellular component: endoplasmic reticulum membrane. Gene Ontology annotation, biological process: fatty acid elongation; very long-chain fatty acid biosynthetic process; sphingolipid biosynthetic process. Gene Ontology annotation, molecular function: 3-hydroxyacyl-CoA dehydratase activity. NCBI's taxonomy places the organism in Eukaryota, Metazoa, Chordata, Aves, Struthioniformes, Struthionidae. The record is from RefSeq and is a predicted model, not a curated record.